This is a messenger RNA of Triticum aestivum (bread wheat), 1439 nucleotides long. RefSeq lists its product as uncharacterized. The record is from RefSeq and is a predicted model, not a curated record. NCBI's taxonomy places the organism in Eukaryota, Viridiplantae, Streptophyta, Magnoliopsida, Poales, Poaceae. Bases 608 to 1282 code for a protein of 224 amino acids. The transcript is spliced from 8 exons.
AGAUGAAAUUAUGAAUGUUUUAUUCCGGGCAUGUCACACAAGAAAUGUCACUCAUGUUUUUCUCUCUGUGUCCAUGGCAAUACAAAUAAGGUCCUUACCCAGAUCUUUCUUAAGUAAUUCAUUACUUAUAACCUGUUAGAGCUUCUCUAAGGAGGAGUACCCGUGGCCAGGAGACACCAAAGGGCUGACCAGACGUCAGUGAGGAGGCCCUGUAACUGGCACAGAUCAUAAGAUAACAGGGGUAUAGGUCAUCAUUUAUGGAAAACUAUUGAUAACUUGUUUGUACAUGAUCUCAUAGCCUUGUAAUAUGCAAGACAUAUACCUAACAUAUGGAAACUAAGCAUACUCAUAUACUAACUGGACUGUUAACUUGACACAGGAAACUACUCAAACUUGACCAACUUAACUUUAUACCACACUAGAUGAUCCAGAUACUUCUCUUAUUCUGAUCCAAAAGGCAAGGGGCCUAAUUGCUCCUUUGCUGCAUCCUUUUCCUGCUACUGGCUGGGCCCUGUGGGCCAGCGAAUCUUGGGACACAAUACUGAAGAGUUGUGUGUUUUCACUUGAUGCCAGAAUUCUUCAUCAAACAAAGCCACACACACAUGAGAUGCAUUGUUCAAGGGAAAGGAGCCGUGCAGCUUGGAAAGCUGUUGAUGAGUACUUGAUGCCCUUUGUGGAGAAGGAGAAAUAUGAACUCCCAAGCAAAUGCAGGCUUCGUCCUGAAAAUGACAUGUUUCGGGAACAAGAGCAACAUAAGAUCCAUUUUGAUGUUAAUGAGUGGCGUUGUGGCUUCUGCAAGAAAUCAUUUCGAGCAGAAAAAUUUAUCGAUCAGCAUUUUGCAAACCGGCACAAUAAUUUGUUGGAUAAUACUCAAGGAAGAUGCUUGGCAGAUCUUUGUGAAGCACUUCACUGUGAUCUGACAAUGGAGUUCAAGAAACCAAAGAGUAAAUGCAAUGCUGCUGCAGCUGCAAGGAACCGUCAUCUUUGUGAGAACCUUGCGGACAGUUGCUUUCCUAUUAAUCAAGGGCAUUCUGCCAGCCGUCUUCAUGAAUUUUUCUUGCGCCAAUUCUGUGAUGCUCAUACUUGCAAUGGGGGCUCCAAACCUUUCCCUAAAGGUGGCAGGAAACAAACAAACAGAUUCUACCUGGCUCUCUGCAUCUUGACGAUGCUGCUUUUGCCUGUGUUCUAUCUCAUAGUAUUUUUACACCAGAGGGAAAUGAAGAAAGGAGAUCAAGUUUUCAAACGAAUUGGAAAAACCGUGCACAAGAAAAAGCCGUCUUAGUUGUAAGAUCCCUUGCUACCUGUUGAGUAUAUUGUGUACGUGUAUAUGUGUGUAGGGCCCACCUCCUGUUUCCUUGUAUAGUUGAGGUUGUGGCCCACCUCUGUACUUAUAUAUACGUGCCUGGUGCACCGAUCAAUACAUCGCGAUUGCAUAGCCA